Messenger RNA from Lachancea dasiensis, 2088 nucleotides. The record is from the annotation of a GenBank genome assembly. NCBI's taxonomy places the organism in Eukaryota, Fungi, Ascomycota, Saccharomycetes, Saccharomycetales, Saccharomycetaceae.
AUGCCUUCCAAACGUCUAAGAAGGGUGGAAGACUCGCCUAAGAAGGUAGAAGCGAAUUCCAUAAACCGGCGAAAAAGGCCCGAUAGAAGGGCCAGUAAACAGGCUGUGAAUAGAAUCAAUUCGGCCUGCGAUGAUGAGAGCAGCUUUGAGAACGAAAAUGCACCCCACACAAAAGCAAAAGUCUCCAUUAGUUCCAAAGCCAACAGGCAGGAGGACAUCGACGAGCUGCGACAUGACGUUGGCAAUACUAACAAGCGCAAAUUCAAGAUUGCUCCGCGAUCCAGCUUACAGUUCAAGGUUGGCCCCACUUUUGCGGCGACUAGGGCAUAUUGCCAAAUCAUUUGCUCGAAAAACAACAUGCCGGUGCAUUUCUCUCUAACACCGCGGAUUGAUCGCGGCUUCGACUUCAUCAACGACGAGUGGAUUGGGUACAAGCGAAAUUAUUUCACUCUUGUCACCUCUUUCGAGGCCAACGGCUUCCAUAUUGAGGAGUUUCUGCACCAAACCUACAAGAUCAACGCGCCCAGCUUCGAGAAAAUGUGCGACGCCAAGUACUUUGCAGUGCGUCUUGUUGCGAUGUGCAUGGAGGAUCAAUCGCCCGUCAGUCUGGUUCAACACACGGCAAAGCGCGAUAAGGGACCACAGUUCGAGCCACCCAUAUUUCCAGUAGUUCCAGCGCCAUUGCCUUCGCAUCAAACAAUAAGAGAGGCUUCUAACGUCAGAAAUGAAGCAAAGAUGAGAAAGUACGAUCACUUAUUUUACUUGAAUCGAAGUCCAGAAUCCUGUGAUCUCAGGCAAAAUGACUUACUGUCGACGUACCCUCAAAAUCGAAUCAAAAGAGUAGCCAGGUAUGAGAGAGUUCAAUUCUCAUCCUCAAUCCAUGCUAAGAAACAGGGAAAUCCGGUAAGACAUUUUCAACUGAGGGUCAUUCUCGGGUGUGUCAUCGAUGGCGGAAGUGCGGCCUCUGAACUUCGCGCGAUUUUUCCAGAUCUCGCAUGUCUCGUGGAAAACAGAACCAGGACGUUUGUGCCAAUUAGUGAGGUGAAAACUCCUCCCUUGGUGAUUCGUGGGAGGUCGCCUUCCAAUUACUUCAUUCCAGGGGACACAGAGAUGGAAAAACAUGUACCCACCCGGGAGAUGACUUUGAAGAAUUCUCCAGAAGAGCUAGAAACAUCAAAAAUCAGCCGAACCUGGCACAACACAUUACCGCCUUUCUUUAGAGUAUCUGAGUACCAGGGAAUGAGCGAUAAACGAGCUCCUGGUCUGCGGGACGUUACCAACAAACAAGGUCACCCGCAGCCGAGCCUUAUUUCUACCGGGCAAGGAUCGGUGUCAUUGCCGCCCCGCCCAAAGAUAAAGGUCAAUCUUCAGACCAUGUCAUGUAUCGAAGCCAUGAUGUUAAAAAGGACGCCUGCAUCUACCACAAAUAAAGGUCUGCAGCAUAAUGUGGAUCUUUUGUCUAGGACAAUCCGCAAUGAAAAUAACCAGCAACAUACUGUUGGCAUGAGAGAUAUCGAGCUGUAUCCAUUGCCGGGGUUAGUUUCUUCGCACUGUGAGCGAGAUCCAAAUUUUAAUAGAGAGGAGGUGUUUGACUUGGGUAUGGGACCUUCAAAUACCAGUGGGUCUUCCUCUCGUGACGAUGCCUCCGAUCAUAUCAACAGAACCCCUCGACAUGUUAGCAAUAGGUCUGCUCUCCUCCCUUUUCCACUAGUUGGGAAAGCUGCUAGUAUGGAUCCGCAUUGCGACAGUGCUGAAACCUCAUUCAAUGAGCAAUCCUUUCAGAACGAUAACCGUAUUUUGGAGAAAACCACAGGUGAUAUGCCAAACACUACAAAUCCUCUGUUGCGGACACAUAUUUCAGAAGGUCGAAUGUGGGCCAGAGACACAGGCGAAACCUUAAACCCAUCCCGCUCGACGAGUCGCGUAAACCCCAUGGACAUAUCAUUUUGUCUAAACCUCAAUCUCGAUCAGGGAGAAAAGUGUUCAUUAACACCUAAGUCCAAACGGGUCCUGGCGUCGAAUGCUAAACCUUCAGAUGUAUUUGGUGUGAAUGAGUUCUUUGAUGAGCCGAGCUUUUAUCAGCAUUAG